AUCAUUACCUCAGUUGUCUCUUGUCCAUCAAUACAAACAUUCAUAUUAUUGCCUAUUUAUUAAAAUUACAGACAGUGUCUUAUAUAUUUAUUGUUAUAAAUCAAAAUUCAUAAUUCAAAAUGCCAUCACGGGCAGAGGACAUUUUGAAAGGAUUUCAAGUAAAUUGGAUGAAUUUACGAGACGAGGAUACGGGAAAAAUUCUAUGGCAAGGAAAUGAGGAUUUAUCGGUUCCUGAUGUGGAACACGAGGCGCGCGUACCUAAAAGAAUAUUAAAAUGUCGCGCGGUUUCAAGGGAAAUAAAUUUCAGUUCGAUUGAGCCGCUGGAGAGGUUCAGGUUGGAACAGAAAGUUUUAUUUAAAGGACGUUGUCUGGAGGAAUGGCUCUUCGAAUUCGGUUUUGUUAUACCGCAGAGUACCAACACGUGGCAGAGUUUAAUUCAAGCGGCUCCUGAAAGUCAGAUGAUGCCGGCAAAUGUUCUUAAUGGGAACAUCGUAAUCGAGACGAAAUUCUUCGAUGACAAUUUGCUGGUAUCGACAAGCCGAGUGCGCCUUUUUUACGUUUAAAGUACAAAGAAAAAAAAAAUUAAUAUAUUAAAUUAUUCCAUUAAUUUCUUAAUAAAA
This is a messenger RNA of Microplitis mediator, 620 nucleotides long. Its product is annotated as retinal rod rhodopsin-sensitive cGMP 3',5'-cyclic phosphodiesterase subunit delta. Bases 120 to 563 code for a protein of 147 amino acids. The transcript has 4 exons. The record is from RefSeq and is a predicted model, not a curated record. Gene Ontology annotation, cellular component: cytoplasm. Lineage: Eukaryota; Metazoa; Arthropoda; Insecta; Hymenoptera; Braconidae. Gene Ontology annotation, biological process: sensory perception of light stimulus.